This is a messenger RNA of Nyctereutes procyonoides (raccoon dog), 4280 nucleotides long. RefSeq names its product sorting nexin 18 (gene SNX18). Gene Ontology annotation, molecular function: protein binding; phosphatidylinositol binding. NCBI's taxonomy places the organism in Eukaryota, Metazoa, Chordata, Mammalia, Carnivora, Canidae. The record is from RefSeq and is a predicted model, not a curated record. Gene Ontology annotation, biological process: mitotic cell cycle; cleavage furrow formation; endosomal transport. The coding region runs from base 76 to 1887 and encodes 603 amino acids. The transcript is spliced from 2 exons. Gene Ontology annotation, cellular component: cytoplasmic vesicle; plasma membrane.
GGGCUCGGGCCGCCCCGCGGGCCCCUCGGCGCGAGGAGUCGGGGGCCGCCGGCCGCCGGCCGCGGCGCCGGGACCAUGGCGCUGCGCGCCCGGGCGCUGUACGACUUCAGGUCGGAGAACCCGGGCGAGAUCUCGCUGCGGGAGCACGAGGUGCUGAGCCUGUGCAGCGAGCAGGACAUCGAGGGCUGGCUCGAGGGGGUCAACAGCCGCGGCGACCGCGGCCUCUUCCCGGCCUCGUACGUGCAGGUGAUCCGCGCCCCCGAGCCCGGCCCCGCGGGCGACGGCGGCCCCGGAGCCCCGGCUCGCUACGCCAACGUCCCGCCCGGCGGCUUCGAGCCCCUGCCCGCCGCGCCGCCCGCCUCCACCUUCCAGCCGCCGGCCGCGGGCUUCGCGUACGGCGGGGGCGCCCUGCAGCCGCCCGCCCAGCAGCCCUUCGGCGGCGGCUACCAGGCCAGCCAGGGCAGCGACGACGACUGGGACGACGAGUGGGACGACAGCUCCACCGUGGCGGACGAGCCGGGCGCGCUGGGCAGCGGCGCCUACCCGGACCUCGACGGCUCGGCGGCCGCCGGCGGCGCGGCCGGCCGCUACCGCCUGUCCACGCGCUCGGACCUGUCGCUGGGCGCGCGCGGCGGCGCGGCGGCCCCGCAGCACCCGCCGUCGGGCGCCAAGAGCUCGGCCACCGUGAGCCGCAACCUCAACCGCUUCUCCACCUUCGUCAAGUCGGGCGGCGAGGCCUUCGUGCUGGGCGAGGCGUCGGGCUUCGUGAAGGAUGGGGACAAGCUGUGCGUGGUGCUGGGGCCCUACGGCCCCGAGUGGCAGGAGAACCCGUACCCCUUCCAGUGCACCAUCGACGACCCGACCAAGCAGACCAAGUUCAAGGGCAUGAAGAGCUACAUCUCCUACAAGCUGGUGCCCACGCACACGCAGGUGCCGGUGCACCGGCGCUACAAGCACUUCGACUGGCUGUACGCGCGCCUGGCCGAGAAGUUCCCCGUCAUCUCGGUGCCCCACCUGCCCGAGAAGCAGGCCACCGGCCGCUUCGAGGAGGACUUCAUCUCCAAGCGCAGGAAGGGGCUCAUCUGGUGGAUGAACCACAUGGCCAGCCACCCGGUGCUGGCGCAGUGCGACGUCUUCCAGCACUUCCUGACCUGCCCCAGCAGCACGGACGAGAAGGCCUGGAAGCAGGGCAAGAGGAAGGCCGAGAAGGACGAGAUGGUGGGCGCCAACUUCUUCCUGACGCUGAGCACGCCCCCCGCCGCGGCCCUGGACCUGCAGGAAGUGGAGAGCAAGAUCGACGGCUUCAAGUGCUUCACCAAGAAGAUGGAUGACAGCGCGCUGCAGCUCAACCACACGGCCAACGAGUUCGCGCGCAAGCAGGUGACGGGCUUCAAGAAGGAGUACCAGAAGGUGGGCCAGUCCUUCCGCGGCCUCAGCCAGGCCUUCGAGCUGGACCAGCAGGCCUUCUCGGCCGGCCUGAACCAGGCCAUCGCCUUCACCGGAGAUGCCUACGACGCCAUCGGCGAGCUCUUUGCCGAGCAGCCCAGGCAGGACCUGGACCCCGUCAUGGACCUGUUAGCGCUCUAUCAGGGGCACCUGGCCAACUUCCCUGACAUCAUUCACGUUCAGAAAGGAGCUCUUACCAAAGUAAAGGAGAGUAGGCGACAUGUGGAAGAAGGGAAGAUGGAAGUCCAGAAGGCUGAUGGCAUUCAAGAUCGCUGUAACACUAUUUCUUUUGCCACAUUGGCUGAAAUUCACCACUUCCAUCAAAUUCGAGUAAGAGACUUUAAAUCACAGAUGCAGCAUUUCUUACAACAGCAAAUAAUAUUUUUCCAAAAAGUGACACAGAAGUUGGAAGAAGCUCUUCACAAAUAUGAUAGUGUUUAAUGACUGGACAUUGGGUUGUGAACUUCUUUCAGUUCAAGGAUAUUUCUACGGCAGAAUAAAAACUGCUAUCAAAGAGCUAUUGCCAACUAUCAGUGGUGGUACAAGGAUGGUUUUGUGUUCAACUGAAGCUCGCUGAAUAUAUAAUUAUGUAGGAAAGAAACAGUUAAUAUGGUUAUAUAAUAGAAACAGUACCACACAUUGUAACUAAAUUAUACUCUGUAUGCCUACACUACCAUUGUAACUUUUGGAAUAAUGAUUAUACUAUUUGCCUUAUUGCUUUUUGAAGUAUGGGUAUUUUAGUGCAUACUUUGUAGACCUCAAAACCCAUGAAGGGUCUCAAAGAAGCUGGCUGGAUAAAAGCCUGCUGUGGAUGCCUUUUUACUCUCAUAGAUUGGGAUUACCUAAAUUCAACCUAUUCUCUGUUUACAAACUCCAACUAGAGCAGCUAUGCGACUUUGUGCCUUUAAACUCUUGGUUUUUCAUUUCUCCACCCCCCUCCCUUUUUUUAAGUAAUCACAACUUUUCUGAUUGAAAGAGUGAAAGGCCAGUGCAUAUAAUGACAAACCUGUUGGUAACCUCAUAUUGGCGCUGGAGGCGGGGCGGGAGGAUCAGCCGUCAUCAGUCUGCAGGGCAAGUUUUGUUUCCUGAUACAUGCCGGUGAGCACCGUGGAGGGAGACCUGAUGCUCAUCUUUCAAUAUGAAGUCUAUUAGGGAAGAAAAUGGUGCCACUCUAUUCCCUUAGAUGCUGUAGUAGCAUAGCCUCUUCACUCAAGUGUCCUGGAGACUUGGUGUGGAGAUUGAAACGAACAUGUCUUAUAACACAGAGAAGGAGGAGUCUGAUCAGUUGGGGACACAAGCACAGAAUCAGUGAUGACACACACUUGGUUUUAAUUCUUAGGAGGGUUUUCUUUUCUUUCUUUCUUUUUUUUUAGCUUGAAGAUUUUAAUAUUCAGUGUGAUUUUUUUUUUUUUAAUGGAUCUACACUGUUAACUGAUUGAGACUCCACUGUGAUUCACUCGUUUACUUAAUCAAAAACUUUUCAGGGAUGUCUGUAAAAUUCAGUGUUAUACGUGAUUGAAAGUAGUGUUGGUUGAUCUAAGGAGGGACCAGAAAUAAUUUCUACUAUUCCAAAUGCAGAAGGAAAAAAAAUAACUUAAAAAAAAAUAUUGAUAAGCCCCCAGGACAUUUAACCUUAAAAAUUACUUUAAGUAUAUUCUUUUAUUAUUAUAAGGGAAAUAUGAAUGGCUGAUAAAUACCAAAAAGAUUCAAAAGCAGCUUAAUUUAAAAAGCACAAAGAGAUUCUGGCUUCAGAUGCCAAAAUCUCAAUGUUUUUAUAGUUGCUGAGCUAUAAAUAAUGUGAUUUUUGAGUUUACAGAUUUAAAAAUUGUCACUGAAAGGUUAAAGUAUCUACUGUUUUUAUGAAGUCAAACUUAUGCUGCCUCAGAAAUCCCUGGAUAUUGAAAUGGUAGAAUGCAAGUAAAGAGGUCAAUUUGAAAUAUUGGUGAGUCACAUUGAUUAAAAAAGAAAGGGUCAAUUUGCAGCAGUCAAAAAAGAAACGAUUAUUGAAGUAAUAACAGCAAAUUUACUCUAAAAUAUCAUCUCAUAUGGGUUGAAUUUUUAAGAUCAGAGUGUCAUAAUUUUGAUCAAAAUUUUAUACCUUAGGUAACUUAGAGCCAGAUUUAACAUCAUGUGGCUUCAUCUCUACUACAGAUACAUGGAAUUGUAACCAAAUAUAUUGCUCUCUAAAAGUAACUUUCUCUUGUUGAUUGAUUGCAAAAUAUAGUUCUAUAAACAAAACCCAUAUAUAUAUAUAUAUGUUAAUUUUAUUGCAGAAGUUUGGAGAUUAUAAUUAUAGCAUUUAAUUUAAGUUUGAGCCUAUAUCAGACAGAUAAGCACUAUGCUUUUCAAAUGAUUUGAAAAUCAGUUUUAUUUGCCUCUUUAUUUUGAUGGUGGUUUGAAUUUUUUUUUUUUUUUAAGUAAAAUCACUAAAGUUGUGCAGUGGUAGCAUGGAAAUUAUCUGAGGUGUCUUUAUGAUUGUGCUUUAGCCAGGGUGGACAUAGCUUAAAUUAUAAAAACUAAAGAUUAAAGUACAAGGUAUAAGUUCAUGCUGCCUACUUAGAAGAGAACUUUUGUUCUUCAUAACUAUAUAACAUUAUAAUGCCACUGAUUCAUAAGGGGUUUAAAUGAAUUCUGUGGGGGUAGGACACCAGAAUUAUUAGUGUUCAUUUUCAUCUAAGAUCUUUAUUUCUCUAACGUUCUUGGUCCUAUUGAAACAUUUCAGUAUACAAAAAUACUGCAAUGUUAAUACCCAAGAGAAAAGCCAUCAUAAUGUGUAUGCUGGUCAUUAUGAUCAGUGUGGUACAAUUUUUUAAAAUAAACUAUCAUGCCCUUCA